CAAGGAUAGGUUGCAAGAACAACUUAUACAAAAGUGUUGAAAAUCUUGAGAUGAUUCACCUGCGAACUGAAGCUUGCAAGACCAUGCUGCUAUACCCACAAAAUGGAGCAGAAGAUCAAUGCAAGAUGCUAAGACUGAAAAUUGAUGAAAGUAAACCCCUGAUGUGUUUUGUUUGCAAGACUGGUUGUAAGCUACUAAGUCAUUAUGAGACUGCUAUUUGUAAUUGUGGAGAGCGAAUGGAUGAUAUGUCUUUGGAAAUGAACGAGUCUAGGAGGACAGAUCUUGAUGCUCGAGACAGAGGCGUAUUUGUCAAAGGACCAGACCGAUUUAUAGUAAGUGAUGAAUUGCAAGCAAUGCCCUCGUCAACCGCAGCAAGCUUUUCCUUAUUUUCUAAACUUGGGAUCAUUGACACAAGCUCCAUUGAAGAGAAGACCUUCAGCAUGGGAGUAGACAAGGCCUUGAACUUGCUCAAGUGCUUGCUAGUAUCAAAGCAACCUUUGACAGAAGCCUUUUUGGAGCAGAACCCAGUUUAUGCCGAGUAAGGAAGAUUUUGAGCAGGUACGCUUCACAAAAUCUAAGUUAGAGACAGCAACAAAUGAUUACGGGAAGAUUUAUGUCAAGCUCAUGAUAAGCAAAUCCAAGAACAGGGCUACGCUGAAGCGAGUGAAGACUUUAUUGAUUUGCUCUUCAGUUUCCUUACUACUCCACUAGGUUUUAUAGUAAAAGAAAUGCAAGGUG
Messenger RNA from Theobroma umbraticum, 738 nucleotides. RefSeq lists its product as uncharacterized. The record is from RefSeq and is a predicted model, not a curated record. Lineage: Eukaryota; Viridiplantae; Streptophyta; Magnoliopsida; Malvales; Malvaceae.